Didymella exigua CBS 183.55 is the source of this 270-nucleotide messenger RNA. Its product is annotated as cytochrome c oxidase polypeptide VIb. The record is from RefSeq and is a predicted model, not a curated record. NCBI's taxonomy places the organism in Eukaryota, Fungi, Ascomycota, Dothideomycetes, Pleosporales, Didymellaceae. Gene Ontology annotation, cellular component: mitochondrion; respiratory chain complex IV. The transcript has 3 exons. Bases 1 to 270 code for a protein of 89 amino acids.
AUGUCUGACAACGAGAAUGGCGAUGAUAUGGUCACGAAGCCCUUCAAGUUCGUAACUGGCUUCGACGCCCGCUUUCCCAACCAGAACCAGACCAAGCACUGCUGGCAGAACUACGUCGACUACCACAAGUGCAUCAUUGCCAAGGGCGAGGACUUUGCUCCCUGUCGCCAGUUCAUGCUGGCUUACAAGUCGCUCUGCCCCAGCGGCUGGACCUCACGAUGGGACGACCAGCGUGAGGCCGGCAACUUCCCCGUUAACCUCAACCAGUAA